AUGGCUAGUGAUGACGCUUACACUGUAUCAACUGUUCUAUUCCGUAUGCUUUCUAGCUAUGGCAGCUGUGACACUCUUGUGUCAGGCAGAGGAACGGAAUUCACAUCGAGGGUUACGCAGGAGUUGUGUCGUUUGUUUGACGUGAAACAGGAAUUUACCCCUAGCUUUGUGCAUCACUGCCUCGGAGCAUGUGAAAGGACCCAUUCUACGCUUGCAGCUAAGCUUACCCCGUACAUGAACAAUACUCGAUCUAAUUGGGAGGAUAUGAUUCCUUCCCUAGCAGCAGCAAUGAACAUGUCAGUGAAUAGUUCAACCGGUUACUCUCCAUAUGAAAUCCUCUAUGGUCAACGACCCAGUUUUCCUUUGUCUACUCACAUCCCUACAUCAGAUUUGCAUACUUUGUCCAAGGACAUGCAUUCUUAUGUGGAAGGCCUCCAAACACGUCUCCAGUGUAUAAGGAAGGAGAUGUUGGACAAUGUUAAAACUGCUCCGGACCGUAUGCUUACUACGACCAAUUCCACAGCACGGCCACUCCAACUAGCUGUUGAGGAUGUGGGAGUACAGGUUGCUCUCCCAGCACCUGAACACGACAGUAGUGAUGAGACUUUGACCUCGGGCUCACGUAGUUCAGAGGAAUCUUCCUCCUCAGCAACCAAUAUACCGGUUCCAGCACCGAUGCGUCCUGUGAGACACAAACAAAAGCCUCUUCGCUUUCGUGACAAUAACCAUGUCAACCCUUUAGCAGAUGCUCACAUCUCAGUUUCCUCUGACACAGACGGGUUACACAAGAUAAAGCGUGUGAUUGCCCAGAGACACUUACCUUCAGGUUCUGAGUACCUCAUCCAGAUUGUGGGCGAACCAGCGCAGAAUGCAGUUUGGGUCAGAGAGAACUCUUUAAACGUUAAAGCUCGUAAGGCUAUUAAUAGGAGACCUCCUCCUGUAGUCCCAUGA
Messenger RNA from Pecten maximus, 951 nucleotides. RefSeq lists its product as uncharacterized. The record is from RefSeq and is a predicted model, not a curated record. Gene Ontology annotation, biological process: DNA integration. The transcript is spliced from 2 exons. Bases 1 to 951 code for a protein of 316 amino acids. Gene Ontology annotation, molecular function: nucleic acid binding. Lineage: Eukaryota; Metazoa; Mollusca; Bivalvia; Pectinida; Pectinidae.